Molecule: messenger RNA, 3486 nt
Organism: Hypanus sabinus (Atlantic stingray)
Lineage: Eukaryota; Metazoa; Chordata; Chondrichthyes; Myliobatiformes; Dasyatidae
Product: sodium-dependent organic anion transporter-like
Exons: 6
Coding region: 1-876 (291 amino acids)
Biological process (GO): bile acid and bile salt transport
Cellular component (GO): membrane
Molecular function (GO): bile acid:sodium symporter activity
Source: RefSeq, a predicted model, not a curated record
AUGAUUUCCAUGGGCUGCACAGUUGAUCUGAAGAAAUUGUGGGCUCUUGUUAAGAGACCAUGGGGUCUUGCCAUCGGUGUUGUUUGCCAGUUUGGAUUUAUGCCACUCAUUGCAUUUACUCUUGCAAUUUCUUUUAAGUUGAAAUCUCCUCAGGCAAUUGCAGUCCUUAUUAUGGGCUGUUGUCCUGGAGGGGUUAUUUCCAACAUAAUGAGCUACUGGGUAGAUGGAGACAUGGAUCUCAGUAUAUCCAUGACAGUCUUCUCUACAAUCCUGGCUACUGGCUUCCUGCCUCUGAAUCUUUUUAUCUACUCACCUGCCUUUAUACAAGCCAACGGUUCUUCUACCAACAUUUUUUCUGCCAACAAUUGUUCUAGCAGUUUCCAUUUUCAAGAACUUUACAAGAAUAUAGGUAUUACAUUGACCACUUUGAUCCUCCCGAUAGUAUUUGGAAUUUUCAUUGCAUGGAAGUGGCCAAAGAAAUCAAGAAUUCUUCUAAAGUGUGGAUCUGUUGCUGGAGCAGUCAUUUUUUUUAUCACAGCAGUGGCAACCACACUGCUAUACAAAGGAGCAUGGAAAGCUGACUUGUCAUUACUCAUCAUAGGAGCCAUCAACCCUCUGAUGAGCUAUACUGCAGGUUUCUUAGUCGCUCUGAUCUUACAGCAAUCAUGGAAGAGGUGUCGAACAAUAGGUUUUGAAACAGGGGCACAAAGUGGACAACUUUGUACAGCAAUCCUCAUGGUAUCCUUCAGCGCAGGAGAUCUCAAGUUAAUGUUGGCAUACCCUGCCUUUUAUAUUUUCUUUCAACUAGUUAGUGGAUUUAUAUUAGUCUCUGCCUAUCAACUAUACAAAAGAUUCAGAACUUCAACUGAAGCAUAAAUGGAUUCAUCUCGUAAUGGCCAGAGGAAAUUCAGUGGCCAGAGAUGGAAGAGCAAGGCACCAACAGACAAGAACCCUGAUGAAAUUAAUCAACUUACAAAGCAGUAUUAAAUAUAUCAGAAGCUUCAGAAGGAUUCCUAGAUUUUCUUUUUCUGAUUCUUGAUUUUCCUUCAUUGCCUAGUAAUUUCUUACAUACUCCGUAUUUCCUUUUAAUGGAUUCUCUUGAUUUUCACAUUAAAUUGCAAUAUCAAUAUAUUUCUGUGUUUAAACCUAGCCAGUUAAAUUCAAGAGCACAAAAGGGUUUAUUAGUGAAAAGUUAAAAUGGGACUUGAACUUAAGGACAUUGGCACAAGAAUAGAUAAUUAUUUGAUAAAAUUUAAUGAAAAAAGGAUUUAUAAUGAGCAGAUUAAAUGAUUGUUCCCAGAGUAAUUUUGAGGCUGCCAACAGAAUAAAGUUGGCAGGAAUAGCCUUUCAAUCAUGUAUAGAUAACAGAGAAACUGAACUGAGAAGUUUUUAGACUUUAAAAAAAACAUGUUAGAUUUAAGUUAUUGAGUGGUUUACAAAACUCAGUCUACAAUAAUUAAAGCCACUUCUGUUAAGAGUGGGCAAUGAAAAAGACCCAUUUUAAGCAUACCAGUUCCCAGUUACGGAAUCUGGUGUAGGCUGCACUGCAUUUAGUAUUUGCAUUAUCAGAUGUUUUCUAAUACAGUGAAUAGAACUCUGCUCCUACUGGUGGAAUUUCGUGGGCUCCUGCCUCUUUUGCUGACCUAUUUCCUCAUCCCUGGAUCCUGUCUAUGAUCUGAAAUUUUCUGGGCUAGGUCCCUGGUCUUCAGAUAAUAGCCUUCAAUCUGCAACAACACAUCAAAGUUCCUAAGGCAGCAGCUUACAGACCCAUGACCGCUACCAUCUGGAGCAGCAUAAAUUAUUUUCAAGCAUGCAUUAUUCAUUAAUUUGAGGCAAAACAUAACCAGGUAUACUUAAAUGGAUAAUUCCCAUAUUUCAAGUUUUUUAAUGGUAUUUAUCUGGCCCACCUUCCUCUCAUUAAUACACGAUAUGGCCCACAGAGGCAAAAAGUUUGCCGACCCCUGAUAUAGGAUGAGAACAGCAGAUAGCUGGGAAGACCACCACUUGGAAAUCCCUCUCCAAGUCACUCACCAUCCUGACUUGGAAACAUGCCACCGUUCCUUCAUUGUUGCUGGGUCAAAAUCAUGGAAUUUGCUCCCUAACAGCACCGUGGGUGUCCCUACACCCCAGGGACCGCAGUGGUUCAAGAAGGCAGCUCAUCACCUUCUAAUGGGCAACUAGGGAUGGGCAAUAAAUUCUGGCUUAGCUGGCGACGUCCACAUCCCAUAAAUGAAUUUUUGAAAUCUCUUGUAUAUUAUUGAGAAUUUCGAGCUUUCCACGAUCUGAAUUUCUGGGGCAAUGGUUUCUCUCUAUUAACUGAUUUUCCUGGGCCAUGAUGAAGAUGUCUUAGUAUUCAUUAAGCUUCAUUAGAACCCCAACUAACCACUGUAGAUUCAUAAAUUCAUGCAGGAUUUUUGUCAAAUUUUACAAGACAGCUUUUAUUGAAUGCAGUAGCAUUUUUCCUUUCACUUUACAAUUGCUGUUGUUCAGAUAUAAAUCUGAAAAAAAUGUACAAUUAUGUCCAGAGGAACUUUGACAAAUUAAAAAUCUGUUUACAGUUUAGGUAGUUGGCUUCAAAUUCACUUUGAGUGGAAGUGGCAAAACUUCAAAGCUAAAUUUUGGUGGGUCACCUUUAUAGAUAAAUCACUUGCAUUUGACUUUGUGUUAUAUAAAUUAAAUAGAUUUAAUAAGUUAGAAUAUUCCCAAGGUGGCUGUACAAAAUGAUACUUAAAAUUGAACAGGCUCCGUGUGAUUUUUUUCUCAUGAACAAAUAAUUUAGCGAGUGACUUUAUUUAUCCUUAUGUAGUUGUGACUAAUGAAAUUAUAUAUUUACACUGAUAUCUACAAUGUUUAUUCUUUUAUUACUGUAAAUGCAAUUAUUUUCCGUAUACAAAUAAUAUCUCACAGGGUUUAAGCGAACUCAGAGUUGGAAGGUCUCAGCAGGUCAGGCCACAUCUGUGGAGGAAAAUAAAGGGCUGAUAUUUCAGGUUGAAACCAUUCAUCAGGAUUCAUCUGAUUUCCAACAUAGUCAUAGAAAUGUUCAGCACAGAAACAGGCUCUUUGGCCCUUCUAGUCUAUGCAGAGUCACUUGUGUUUAUAAUUUUGAGUAAAAAUAUUUUGUUCGAUCGGCCAAACACUUCCCCUGGGCCCCCUCCCCCUUUCCGUUCUUCUAUUGUCCUCACUCCUCUCCUAUCAGGUUCUUUCUUCUCCAGCCUUUGACCUUUCCCACCCACCUGCCUUCACCUAUCACCUUCCAGCUGGCCUCUUCCCCUCCCCCACUUUUUUAUUUUGGCAUUUUCCCCUUUUCUUCUCAGACCUGAAUAAGUGUCUUGGCCCGAAAUGUUGACUGUUUACUCUUUUCCAUAGGUGCUGCCUAUUCUGCUGAGAUCCUCCGGCAUUUUGUGUGUGUUGUGUUAUGGUGGAUUUUUUUAACCUGUGAAAUUUUAUACUAAAUGUUUAUAUUCAGUUUUUUGCAUUAAAAACAGU